AUGGUCCGAUCUAUGUUGAUAGCAAGAAGGUGGGCGUCCAGUUCCGCGUCCAGUUUUAAACCUGGAACUAAGUUCAACACGUUUGAUAGAAAGGCUAAGUUGGCUCAAAGAACAAGAGCAGCAAGUCUCACACCUGAACUCUCCAAAAAGACAGAAUAUCUUCGUGAUGAAGUGGCCACGAGAACUAUAGAAAGAUUGGCGUUUAUAACUAGGGAUUUCACCAAAUUGCUUGAUCUCGGAGCUCAUCUGGGCAAUUUACUCAAGAGCUUGUGUAUGGAAAGUGAGAUACCUGCUGAAGCGGAUGCGGAACAAAAGGCUAUGAUCAAAGAGUUGAAUGAGGAUAGGCUCAAGGUUCGUAACAAGAUAAAGGAAUAUGUUAUGGUUGACUCUUCUAAGGAAAUGCUUGAACGAGAUGCAGAGGAACCGUUUAAUACAUUGUUCCCAGGUAAAAUCGUCCGUGUGGUAGCAGAUGAAGAAACGUUCAAUAAUGAAGAAUAUCUCCAGAAGGAAAACCAAUAUGAUAUUGUUGUUUCUAACUUAUCAAUGCAUUGGAUCAAUGAUUUACCUUCAGCUUUUGCCAAGAUUAAUAAGCUUUUGGCUCCAGAUGGAGUAUUUGUAUGUACCGUUUUCGGUGAAGAUACCAUCUAUGAAUUGCGUACUUCAUUGCAAUUGGCUGAGAUGGAAAGAAGAGGAGGGAUCUCUCCUCGUGUAUCACCAUUGAUCAAACUUGAUGAUGUUAACAGCUUGCUUUCACGUGCUGGCUUCAAGAUGCUUACCAUUGAUUCAGAGGAGAUCGUUGUAGGUGGGUUCCCAGAUAUUGUAGCUGUUUGUGAAGAUAUACAAGGUAUGGGAGAACUGAAUGCCGUUUUAUCCCGUCCAGGGUUCAUGCCUCGAGACCUUCUUUUGGCUGCAAAUGAAAUCUAUAAAACAUUACAUGGAGAAGAAGGUCCUGAUGGGAAGGUUACAUUACCUGUGACAUUCAAUGUCAUAUUUAUGAUUGGUUGGAAACAUUCAGAUGCUCAACCCCAACCUCUUGAAAGAGGAACAGGUCAAAUAGAUUUGAAACAAGUGUUGUAA
Molecule: messenger RNA, 1077 nt
Organism: Lizanozyma spartinae
Lineage: Eukaryota; Fungi; Ascomycota; Pichiomycetes; Serinales; Debaryomycetaceae
Exons: 1
Coding region: 1-1077 (358 amino acids)
Biological process (GO): mitochondrial respiratory chain complex I assembly
Cellular component (GO): mitochondrion
Source: RefSeq, a predicted model, not a curated record